AUGUCGCAAGAUUCACCCCAUGAAGACAACUUGUCUCUACAGGGCUCUCCCCCUGGGCCCAGUACACUUAUUAGACCGAUCUCACCAGCCGUAUCUCUCGUUACCACUACACCUGGGUCUCUGAGGUCUUGGACCAUCCCUAAAUUGGUGGCAGAACUAUUAACGGUCCAUUCAAACGAUCACAGGCCCAGCACAAGUUCUCCGGAUCCUAAUGUCAGCCGUUCGGGACAAUUUCAAGACACUUUGUCAUCCAUAUUGUCCAACCUUCAGUCACUUAAAGAGAGGAUGACCAAGAUAGAAACCAUAAUACCUACA
This is a messenger RNA of Pelobates cultripes (western spadefoot toad), 315 nucleotides long. The record is from the annotation of a GenBank genome assembly. Lineage: Eukaryota; Metazoa; Chordata; Amphibia; Anura; Pelobatidae.